This is a messenger RNA of Erinaceus europaeus (western European hedgehog), 1173 nucleotides long. RefSeq lists its product as uncharacterized. The record is from RefSeq and is a predicted model, not a curated record. Lineage: Eukaryota; Metazoa; Chordata; Mammalia; Eulipotyphla; Erinaceidae. The coding region runs from base 1 to 1173 and encodes 390 amino acids. The transcript is spliced from 8 exons.
AUGUCUUUCUUUUUGGUGACUGUCGGUAUACUUCUACUUGUUCAGGAUGCAGUGUCUAUAGAAGAGUUACGAGCCUGCCCUUACACUGAUGUUACCCUAGCUUGUCAUUUCUCCUUUGUGGAGGGAACAGAAAAUCUUGAGUUUUCUUGGGAAAGAGAAGAUAUCACAGAGGAAUAUGAGGUAAAGGAUGACAAAGAAUAUUACCUCUUUUUCAAACACUAUGACUUUUUUGAAGUUUUCUCAAAGUUAGUUUACAAGUUUCACAAUAACACAGAGCAACUAGAGGAUCAAAAUCCUUUGUAUGAGGGAAGAGUUUCUGUGGAUCAUGCUGAAAUACCUGAGGGGACACUAUCGCUUUUCCUAAGAAAUGUGGACUUCAUUGAUGAAGCAAUCUAUAAAUGCUCAGCUGUCACACCGAUUGGAAGAGGAAAAUGUACAAUUAAGCUAGUAGUAGAAGACUUUGAAACGCCACAGGUGCAGUUUGAUAGGAUUGAUGAUAUGGAUGUGGUGACGUGCAUCUCGAAAGGCUGGUACCUCCAGCCCAAUGUGACCUGGCUGGACCGGGCAGAGAGAAAUUUGAGCAACCACAGUACCGUGGAGGUUCUGGAGGAGCAGAUGAAUGGCUUCUACAGGGUGUUCUCUGUUCUGAAAUACCCUGUCAAGUUAAAUGAGAAAUAUGUCUGCCACAUACAAGAGACUGAUGUCAACAACCAGCCCUUCAGAAUCAUCCACAAGUACCCAAUCUCCAGAGUAGCUGGGACUUUAAGUGCACAUCAUGACAUCCAGAGGAAUUGUCAGUCUUUGGAGGCCCUUUGUUCUCCUAGUGUCUUUGGGAAGCCAUAUACGGAAGAAGGCUUAACAGGGAGAUUUGUGCAAUUGUACAGAUUUGACACCAUAGCCCUAAGUACCUCUUCAUCUCUUUUUCAUGUCACCACUACUUAUCACCUUAUUCCUGAAAAUAGCCUUGUAACUGAUCUACUGCUGCUAGAUCAGUUCACCAAAUGGCAAGUGAAGAAAAAAUGCAUGCCUUUGAAGAUGAAUACAGCAUCCAAAGGGUGGCAAAACUUGACCAAGGCAUACUAUGAAGAGUUCUCCAAGGCACUUGGACAGGACGAUCCAGUUCAAGCUGCACAAGUGGAAUUUAAAGAAAGUUUAACUGGGUUGACUUAUUAA